Messenger RNA from Rosa rugosa (rugosa rose), 1317 nucleotides. RefSeq lists its product as uncharacterized. The record is from RefSeq and is a predicted model, not a curated record. The coding region runs from base 1 to 1317 and encodes 438 amino acids. NCBI's taxonomy places the organism in Eukaryota, Viridiplantae, Streptophyta, Magnoliopsida, Rosales, Rosaceae. The transcript has 2 exons.
AUGGGUCAUCCCGGGCGUCCACACAGCUCUAGGGCAAGGGAAGAUGUUGUCGCUCGUGAUAGGCGUGAGGAGAGGUUAGCGAGCAAUAGCGCCACUAGUGGUUCUACUGGCGGGGGAGAAGCUAGCGGUGAGGAGAUAGAGUCUGCCUGGGUUCUGAGUGAUGGUACCGCAGUGGAUGAGGCGGGAGGGCGGAUGACUGUUGCCGCCGUCACCCGUCUGAAGCUGGUGUUCAGCUUGCCAGGCGUAGUGAAGCUGCGACCACCGCUGAAGGAUGAGAGAGCGUCGAUCCUGCCAGCGGGGCAUGCCGCCGUGCACGAGGCAAUAUUCCGCCAGGGAGUUACAUUCCCGCUACUGCCAAAUCUCCAAAUUUUGGUUUGCGAGUUUGGCCUCGCCUUUGGGCAAAUUUGCCCUAACAUGUGGCGGUUGCUGAUGGCGCUCAACUCAUUGUGGCUCUUGUCCGGUAGUGAGGGCCCAACCGUGGCGGAGGUGUUACACUUCUACGAGUUGGUGUAUGUGAAGCGCCAUGGUUGCAGCGGCCAGGUGAACUUGAGCCGCCGCCAGGGAGCAUCCAAACUGAUCGAGAAUUUGAAGGACUCCAUGUCUCCAUGGCGGGUGACCUUAUGUGUUACCAUCGCCGGAUGGGAGUACCAAGCGGGGUGGAACGAGGGGGAGUCGACAUUCAAGAUUAAGUCGGAGUUCCAACCUAUCCGAGAUUCUCCGCCGGGCAACAAAGCGAGUUGCGACGCCUUUGCCAAAGCUAUGGAUCGCGCAGAGAUCAACAAUUUCUUGGAGGACAUGUAUGUCGCUGGGCUGGCGGCCGAGAAGACUGUCGUUGAUCCCCAGACACUGGUGCUGAGCCAGUCCGAGGUUCUAGUGGUGCUGCCGAUGCCUCACCAUUCGCAUCUCAGCCCCGAUGGUACGCCAGCCGCCCCGGAGAAGGCGAGGGAGAGAAUGCCCGCCAACCGCCGAGGGCCUCAGCGGGAUAGAGUGGUGGCAAGGGGGGAAGUUACUGCGGCGGUGUUGGAGCCGCAGGUGGCCUCGCGGCCUGUAGCUGCUGGUGCCACGCGGGUGGUGCUUCAGAGGAAGCGGCGACAAAAUGACCCUGAGGAAGAGGAUGACGCAACUAAAGCGGAGACCAUUGGGGCCCGCCAACAAAAGAAGGCAAAGCAGGCUCCACCCAAGGUGCUCGUGGCCGCUGCCAGGGAGGUGCAGACGAGCGAUCUAGACUCGUUUGCGGCAUACACUGAGUUCCUGACCGACCCCGAGCGGGAGUUUCUUUUCCACCUCUGCGAGCGAAGGGUUUCGGACUGCUAUUGA